Molecule: messenger RNA, 862 nt
Organism: Drosophila suzukii
Lineage: Eukaryota; Metazoa; Arthropoda; Insecta; Diptera; Drosophilidae
Gene: AANATL4
Product: Arylalkylamine N-acetyltransferase-like 4
Molecular function (GO): N-acetyltransferase activity
Source: RefSeq, a predicted model, not a curated record
CGAAAAAAGCAUAAAACAAACAGAAUGACUUUCAACACGAAGGAAGGCGUCACGAUACGCAUUAUGUUCCUGGCGGAUUAUGAAAAACUAAAGUUGUUUAUGAAGGAAGAGUACUUCAAUGCGGAACCAUUGUGCCAGUCCUGUGGUGAAGACGUUCAUCUGCAGAACGAGGAGGAGAACGAUGCGAUAAACCUUUCGAUGAUCGCCCAGGGCACUUCCCUUUUGGCCCUUGACGAGAACGAUGAUGGCCGAAUUGUGGGCUUCGUCCUGGCAGGAGCCCAAGUCCCCGAGGAUGUGGAAAGAUACGCCCAGACAGCCAAGACUCUGACGGAGAACGCUUGGGGCCGCAUCUUUAUAAUAUUGACCAAGGCCGAACGCGAAGCCAAUAUUUUUGAGCGCUACGGCGUCUCAAAAGUCCUUUACUCCCACAUCACCAGUGUAGCCGCCUCGAUGAGGGGCAAGGGCCUGGGUUCCCGUCUGGCCAUCACCCUUAUGGACCUGGGUCGGUCCCAGGGACUUCCCGUCAUGGUCGCCUACUGCACCAGCUUUUACUCCGCUCGGCAGAAGAAGGCCCUUGGGAUGGAGUGCAUCUACUCCCUGGACUACACCGACUAUAAGGAAGAUCAGGGACGAGUAAUCUUUGCUCCAGCAGCCCCAAACACCACGCUUAGAGUAAUGGCCAUAAAACUGUGAUCCGGCAUCUGAAAAUUUAAUCAAAAAAUCCCUGAAGAACUGACUAUUCCAUUGUCUUGUAAUUAGUUUAUGACCAAUGGAUUUUUUGUGCGUAUACAUAGUAAAUAUUUUUUAGAACUUUAAACAGUUGUGUAAUAUAAAAACUUAAAUAAAAUAUAAUAGAAUUGUU